GGCAGACAAGAUUAAAAGUUAUCUGAUAAGAUUGAAAUCUGAUUCUUAUGUCAUUACUAGCGCCGAAACUGCCGAAGGUUACUCAUUCGGCUCUCCCGUUGCCCUUUCAGCUUCCCUACUCCUGACCACCAUGAACGAUACAUCUCCUAGCAGCGACGCUACUUACGAUAUGUCAGAUUAUCCUCAAUCGCCUGGACUGUCUGAGGACAGUCUUUCUGACUCUGACUGGCUCGACAUCGCCAGCAAUCGCGAAUCCGAUGACAAUGAGUCGGUAUCGUCGCGGGACAGUGAUCACAAUGAGGUAGUGAUACCUCUCUCCCGACGCUCCUCCAUGAGCAUUGGCAGCUCUAGAGAUGGUGAAGUAGAUGCUUGGGAAGGCUUUGUUGAUGAUAGCUCUGACGAAGGUCAUUCUAACGAAUUCGAGUCGACAGGAGCAGUGGCAGACGGCCUAUUCAUGGGACCUCUCCUCGAUUUAGAGGGAGAAGAGCAGCGUGUCAGAGAGGCUUUGGAUCAAAGCAUGAUAAGCACCUUGGGUGCCUCCCGAAGCAGCUCACAUCCCUCUACUGUUCAUAGCUCACUCCGAGACCUCAAGUUGUCUUUCCCCGAUCCUUUGACCAGCUCUCAUGAACAAUUGAGCGGUUCAUACGACAAUGUCUCUUCGUCGAACCACGAAUUACCCUCCCUGGAGGGUGAAGAAGCUAUCACGGAAGUCACCGUGAAUGACUCGUCGCCUGUCACGGAUCCGGGCCUGUUACCCACACCCGAGAGUCCUACAGACACCCGAGAUAUUGACUUCGGUGAUGUGGAAUACGACAUAUUUUUGUAUGGAACUUCAUCCUCUGUCAAGUGGACCGUAGUCCAUGACUUGCUGCGAAAGGCUUCUCUUGGAGCAGGCAUCCGUCUCGCUUCCAUUGAACAUAUGGCCUUGGGCACAGCGCAAUUGCUUCAUUUCUCUAUCGCGGACUCCACAGAUAUUUUCAAGUCAGUCGCGGUCUACGACAGAACCGGUCAAGAUAGCCCGAGUUCGGAGAUUUCUUCGAACCGGCCUUCCCUUGGAAUUAUAUAUCUUCCUUGCACACCCUUCUCUUUUCUUCCUGUGCAUACUUUUCAUCUUCCCGUUGCUGCACCUCUUCCGGGAGAAGACGGGGUCGACCUGGAUGCUCUUGACCGCGCAGAAUCUGCAUGGUCUGAACUACGUAUUCCAGCCGAGAAGGUUCUACACGUGCAGAAGGGCUUACGCUCGCCUGUCCUUUGCAUGGAAGAAAUUUCACGCCUUCACGCCGUUGAUGUCUAUAAUGGCAUAAGACAGAUCACUGCCAAGAAGCGUCCAGGCAAAGGACUAUCCGAACACUUUACCUCCGUUCACGCAGUCACGUUUUUCGCCCUUUUGUCCUUGAUAGUCGGAUUCACUGUUAAUACCGCGUUAAGCUCAUCUGUGACGACUCCAACCCCAACCGCUAGAACACACAUUCCGACGCCCUUCUGGAAUGUGUUUACCAAUCAAUCCUCCUCGCUCUCACUGCGUUCUUCCACAAGCAUUGCAGUUGUUCCUCAGUCUGCGUCACUGUCUCUGUACAAUCGCGGUUCCACUGCUAUUUCAGCGAGCAGCAGUCCAUCUGCAGGACGGGUUGCUCAGACCGCCGAUUCUACCCCAGCUAAUAGCCCCAAGGACCCAUCUGAUGAUUGCGAUUGCAAGCCCCUCAGCUGGUCCGAGAGAAUGGGAUUAUCAAAGGAUGUUGUUAUCCGUUCGCCAGCGCCCGUCGCGCGUCCCAUCGUGGCGCCCAAGGAACUGUCCAAGUCUGCGGAGUCAUUUACCUCACUCAGCAUCCGCGCCGUGGAUUCACUUUCGCACAUCUUGGACUCUACUAUGAGGGCACUGAUCGAGGUUGUCCAACAUGAUUUGAAAGAGUUGAUGGAAGCGAUUGAUGAGCUUUCCCGAGCGAUCAGACGGCAAACGGAUACUAUCUUUUAUAAAUCCAGAUCAACAUCCCAAGUUGUUCGGGAGGCCGUUAAACACCGCCAUGAGAGAGCGAAAGAUAAAGCUAAGGAAUUGAAGGAGAUCGGGGGUCAAUUGAUAUCGUAUGCAGGGAACUCACUGAUAGGACGGACGCGAGUCGCGCGACAGAAAGCUCAUCAGUUGAAGGAGAACAUGUGGACUUCGGAGACGUGGAGGAUGUACCAGAAGGCCCAUGGUCAUUGGAAAUCGACCUUGACGCAAGGUACAGAGGCACAGGAGAAGGAGGAAGGUAGGAGAACGUUGUUUGGACGUUCCUGAUCUGUGGUUCCUUGCUUUCAUUUACAUACACCUACGGUAAGAAAUAUUCUAGCAUAUGUAUAUCACCAACACAAUAUAUGAGUAUGGCUAUGCUCCAAUCUGACUGGCGAUGAGCGGCCUUCGUUCAGAAUACCUGGCAGUGUUCUGGAUUGUGGGCCAUCAUUGAUGAUGAGCGGGAAAUCUAAUGACGAAUUAAAUAAUUGACGGAUGGAAUGGAGGUAUAUACUGGUGAUUGAUGCGGGGCGGUGUUUUAGCAGUGCAGGGUUGGUGUAAAUUCAGUCCUAUCACGUUGUAUGAAUUUGUGCGCAGCCUUUCUCGUCGCGGCU
This is a messenger RNA of Desarmillaria tabescens, 2601 nucleotides long. RefSeq lists its product as uncharacterized. Bases 131 to 2275 code for a protein of 714 amino acids. The transcript has 3 exons. The record is from RefSeq and is a predicted model, not a curated record. Lineage: Eukaryota; Fungi; Basidiomycota; Agaricomycetes; Agaricales; Physalacriaceae.